Lycium barbarum (goji berry) is the source of this 975-nucleotide messenger RNA. RefSeq lists its product as uncharacterized. The transcript is spliced from 5 exons. The record is from RefSeq and is a predicted model, not a curated record. Lineage: Eukaryota; Viridiplantae; Streptophyta; Magnoliopsida; Solanales; Solanaceae. Bases 1 to 975 code for a protein of 324 amino acids.
AUGUUUAACCAUAUAAUUUUUUUUCCAUUUGAUGACCUUCAAAUCUUUUUCAUUCUAGGUACUUCGGAGGCAAGAAAGGUUCGUGGCCCUACUUUACUAAAAGAUAUUUGGAAACUUCCUGUAGGGAAGACAGUUGAUGUGUCGUUUAAUAGUCGUAACCAAGCUGUUGGGAAAGAGGGUCGAAAGCUUGCUAGCUUUCUAGGAAUUGUUGCGAGGACUCCAGAACUAACACCUCUACACAUAGAUGAUUGGAGAAACUUUGGCGACGAGGAAAAGAAGAGAUUGGUGAAUUUAGUGAGGACUAAAGACGCUUUGCUGAAAAAUAGACUAAGUCGCAUACCGAGGGAUCAAUGGACUGGUCUUGUCUCUUAUUGGUUUUCUGAUAAAGCUAAGAGGUGUUCCCAAGCAAAUAGAAACAAUAGGACCAAACAAAAGAUGCCUCACACAGGAGGAUCCAAAAGUAUUGCUACCUUGAUGGAUGAGAAGGACAUGAUAAAUGAAAGGAUAAGCAAUGGUGAGAGAUCUACUGACCGACCUCCUCAUAGUGUUGCUUGGGAAGGCGAUGUGUAUUCGCAGGUGUUGGGAAAUGAAAAAAGUGGGUAUGUCCGUGGUUUAGGACUCGGUCCAACUCCUUCUAUUCUAUGGGGUAGUAGAUCUUCCUUAGGAAAUAUUGUUUCAGAGGAUUCGUCUAAGGAGGAUGUACAAAGGUUACAACAUGAGAUAGCUGAGUUAAAGGCUAAACAAAAUGAAGAAAUGAAUCUGAUGAAACAAAACCAGGAGAAGAUGCAAGCAGAAAUACUCCAAAUGAGACAAUUCAUGCGCGCUCCUAAUGAACCUAUGCCUCAAAAUAUUAAUGGCACCUCAAGUGAACAGGUCCCCGACGCCAAUAGUGGCCAUGAAGGAGUACCACAAACAUCAAGGAUACCUAGUGUUGCUGAAAAUACUCCACCUUCUCACAAUACUACUCAUUUCUAA